This is a messenger RNA of Penicillium cosmopolitanum, 645 nucleotides long. RefSeq lists its product as uncharacterized. The transcript has a single exon. The record is from RefSeq and is a predicted model, not a curated record. NCBI's taxonomy places the organism in Eukaryota, Fungi, Ascomycota, Eurotiomycetes, Eurotiales, Aspergillaceae. The coding region runs from base 1 to 645 and encodes 214 amino acids.
AUGGUGCGAGCAGUCUAUCCCAAGGUGGGAUGGUCUCGUGUCUCUAGUUCAGCUUUCAAGGUGCUUUGCGGUCUAGUAGUGGUGAACAUCAUCAUGGUUAUCACCAAUGUUGUCCAGAGCAUGUACACUCUGAACAAAAAUACCCAGCGCAUCGAUCGCGAUAUCCAGCUCUACGGUUUAACAUAUUUCGCCAUCAUCUCAUUCCUACCUCUACCUCUUGUUCUGCUUGUUAUCCUGUCUCCCAACAGGAAGUGCAUUGAGCAGUUUGGCUCGGGCAGCUGGAUUGCCAAGGUGCUCCUCGUUGCUCUUACUGGGUCAUUGCUCUGCCUUGGCGCCUCAUUCCGUGCCGGUACCUCGUGGAUGACACCACGCCCUGCCACCAGCCCGGCCUGGUACCAUAGCAAACCUUGCUUCUAUAUAUUCGACUUUGGAAUUGAUAUCUUGGUCGUGGCGAUUUUCCUUGUUGGCCGUGUUGACCAACUGUUUUGGGUUCCUAAUGGAAGCUCAAAGGUCUGCCAUUCCAGAGGACUCAAUGAUGACGGUAAGUCCUCUCAAAGUGCACAGAGCGGACCGGAGGAGGGAGGCUACGACCUCGAGAGCCGGGGAAGCAGUGUUUCUCGGUUUUUGGUCGAAGAAGAACAUUAA